This is a messenger RNA of Diorhabda sublineata, 5394 nucleotides long. Its product is annotated as piwi-like protein Siwi. The record is from RefSeq and is a predicted model, not a curated record. The transcript is spliced from 10 exons. The coding region runs from base 185 to 2875 and encodes 896 amino acids. Gene Ontology annotation, cellular component: P granule. NCBI's taxonomy places the organism in Eukaryota, Metazoa, Arthropoda, Insecta, Coleoptera, Chrysomelidae. Gene Ontology annotation, biological process: regulatory ncRNA-mediated gene silencing. Gene Ontology annotation, molecular function: piRNA binding; protein binding.
AGUCAUAAAGUGAGAUACUGAGAUACGAUUUGUUCAAAUUAAAACGAAAUGAACGAUGUAACAAAAGAAAAGAACCGGAAUGUUAAAAUUCAGCCAUUUACGUGCGCCAUAAUAGGUUAAGAAUUUUCAUUUCCUUUUAAACUACUGUGGUUAGAGGUUUGAAGGCAAUAAAUUAUUUUUUGUUAUGGAAGCUAGAGGGAGAGGCCGAGCAAGAGGACGGGCUCGAGGAGCACAACAGCAAGUGCCUGGUGGUUCUCAAGGACCAGGACCGGGAAGUCUAGGCCUCCCUCAGCAAAUGGUUCAACCAGGUAGAGAUCCUUGGAAUAGACCCACAAGGCCUCAGCAAGCAACUGCUCCUGUUCAACAUCAAACCCCAACUCAAUGGGUUAGACCUCAGAUGCCAGCACCAGCUUCAUCUGCUGGUAGAGGAUCACGUUUAGGAGGUCCAGAUACCGUAGAAGUCUCAGGAGCAGCAGAGUACACAGGCAGUGUUCAAGUCCCUCAAGGUGGUGGAGAUUAUGGUGCACAGAGUAGAGGAGGAGGUAAUGGAGGUGUUCGUGGAAGAAAUCUCCGUAAUGAAAUAAUAUUCACCAGGCCUCAAGCACUUCAGACUAAACAAGGUUCAACAGGGAAGCCUAUUCAACUGAUUUCAAAUUAUUUCAAAUUAAUCCAAGCUGGUAAAUGGUGUUUAUUACAAUAUAGGGUCGAUUUUAAUCCAGAUGUGGACCAUACUGGUAUGAGAAAAAAAUUUCUGAAACAAGCACUGCAAGGUGUAUUGCAGGGGUAUCUAUUUGAUGGUACAGUUUUAUAUGCCAGUCAGAGAAUAAAUCCCGAACCAUUGGAAAAAUUUGUUGAAAGUGAAUCUGGUGAAAAUAUAAGAAUUACCGUUCGACUAGUUGGGGAUGUUGCUUGGGGAGAUUAUCACUAUAUUCAAAUAUUCAACAUUAUCAUAAGAAAUUGUCUAAAACAUAUGAAGUUGCAACUAAUUCAAAGAGACUAUUUCGAUCCGUUUGGCAAGGUAGCUAUACCAGAAUUCAGAUUAGAACUGUGGCCUGGCUAUUUUACUUCAAUGAGACAGCAUGAAGCUGAUAUUUUAAUGAACUGCGAAUUAAUAUUCAAAUUUAUGAGAACUGAUAAUGUCUAUGAUAUGCAUCUCGAAUGCAAGAAUAGUAUCAAUUAUAAAAAUGAAUUCCAAUCCAGAAUUAUUGGAAAUGUCGUGUUGACAUAUUAUAACAACAAAACUUACAAGGUGGAUGAUAUUGACUUUAGCCGAACUCCUGAAAGUACAUUCAGCAGGAAAGAUGGAUCUCAAAUGACGUUCAUACAGUAUUAUCAAGAAAAAUAUAAUAUUCGAAUUCAGAUUACCGAUCAACCAUUGUUGGUAUCUCGAAGUAAACCAAGAGAAAUUCGUGCUGGUAUGCCUGAACUUAUACUAUUGAUUCCAGAACUUUGUCAGUUGACAGGUUUAACAGAUCGUCAACGUGAAAAUUUCCAAUUGAUGAGAGCUUUAUCUGACCAUACACGCGUAGGUCCUUCUCAGAGAAUGCAAAAAUUGGAAGAAUUUAGUAAUAGAUUAAGGCAGUGUCCCGAGGCAGUUUCAGAGUUGAGAAAAUGGGAUUUCAAAUUGACUGAUAGGUUAAUUAAUUUCCAAGGAAGAAUACUGCCACAAGAACAGAUUUUAGGAGGUAACAAUGCCAAAUACUCUUCAGGUCCUCAAGCAGACUGGACUAGAGAAUUGCGUUCAUUGCCAAUGUUUUAUGGAGCAAAAAUGUCCAAGUUUGCAGUAGUUUGCCCUGUUAAAUUCAAGAAUUCGUGUCAAGAUUUUUUACAAUGUUUACAGAGAUCUGCGAAAGGUAUGCAAUGGAACAUGUCGCAACCUCGUAUAUUUGACAUUCCAGAUGAUAGAGCUAACUCUUACUUAGACACAAUUGAACAUUUAAUAAGCAAAAACAAUCCAGAUAUGAUAAUGUGCGUUGUGCCUAAUAAUUCGUCUGACCGAUAUUCCGCCAUCAAAAAGAAAUGUUGUGUCGACAGGGGCGUACCGACACAAGUGAUAUUAGCAAAAAACUUGACUUCCAAAGGAGUAAUGUCUAUUGCAACUAAAGUUGCAAUCCAGCUUAAUUGUAAGGUUGGUGGUGCCCCAUGGAGCGUAUUAAUGCCAUUAUCAAAUCUCAUGGUUGUCGGUUAUGAUGUAUGUCGAGAUACAUCUAACAAAGGAAAAAGUUUUGCAGCGAUGGUCGCCUCGCUCGAUAAACAAAUUACUAGGUAUUUCAAUCUAACGUCGGAACAUCAGUUGGAGGAAGAACUGUCUGAAAACUUUGGAGCUUUCCUCAUACUAGCAUGUCAUCGAUACAAAGAGAUAAAUGGCCGAUUUCCUGAUAGAAUUUUGAUAUAUAGAGAUGCAGUUGGAGAUGGGCAACUACCAUAUGUUAUUGAAACUGAAGUGGAAAACAUCAAACGGAAGUUGACGCAAGAAAUUUAUAAAAACGGAGAUUUAAAAAUGGCAUUUAUCGUCGUAUCAAAGAGAAUUAACACCAGAAUAUUUACGGACAGAGGAGAAAAUCCCCCGCCGGGCACCGUAGUAGAUGAUGUUAUCACGCUACCGGAAAGAUAUGAUUUCUUCAUUGUAAGCCAAUGUGUCAGACAAGGAACCGUCUCUCCUACAAGUUAUAACGUAAUCUCAGAUAGCAUGGGGCUGUCGCCAGAUAAACUCCAAAUCCUUACAUAUAAAUUAUGCCAUAUGUAUUAUAAUUGGAGUGGAACUGUUAGGGUACCUGCACCUUGCCAGUACGCUCAUAAACUAGCAGCAUUAACUGCCCAAAGCUUGCAUAGAACAGCAAACAGAACACUUGAAAACAUUCUUUAUUACCUGUAAGCCUAUGCUUUACUUUAUUUGAGCAAAUCUCAGAAUUUUGUCUUUUUUUUGUUUGUUUAGUAUUAUUUUGAAAAUAGUUUCAAGUUUUCUAUAUUAGAAUAAAUUCUUUUUUGAAUUCUUAAGAAUCGUUAUUUUGUACUUUAGGGAUAAUCUUUUAAUUUACAAAUAAAUAGUGUCGAGGACAUUUGUAUAAUAACGAUAACACAUAAAACGGAGUGAGGUGGAAAUAAGGAGAAAGCAACUGUUUAAAAAUUUCAGUUUUGAAUAUUCUCACUUUAAUUUGUUACACUUUUGAAUCUCGAGCUAUUUUUUGAAAUGAUAAUAUUUGGAUAUGCAAAACAAAUCCUCACAUCAAAAUUCUCUCUCUGGUCUUUUGAUUGUUGACUACUUGAGACUAAAGAUUCAUCGACUAGCAAAAUAGUUUAUCUCUCUGGUUUUGUAUCAUAAUAGCAAUUUUAUUUUUGAGAAAUAUUUGUGCGUAUUCUUAUGUUUGAAAAUAUUCUUAUACAGCUUUCUCCAAUUCCAAUAUCGAUAUUAUACAACUCGUAAACUGCUUAUUUAGAGGCUUAGCAGAUAAUAACUACUUUCGUUUAUUAGAAAUGUGAUUCACAUUUUUAUCAAUAGGGUUUAGAUUUGAUGAUGUUCAUCAAUAUCAAGGAAAAGUAAACUGUCGAAUUAAUCCUUUCAGAAUAUUUCUUCCCCAGAGGGAUACUGUCAUAAGCACCUUCGUAUUGUUUGUAGACAAAAAUGAACAGCCUUGCUCCAAACAAUAGAAUGUCCUUCAGCAGGAACAUUAUAUAAAUCAUAAAAAAACGUUAAUCAUAUUUUUUAUAGAAAUAUAUAUUUUAAACAAAACUUGAGACAAAUUCUUCAUCAAAAAACUUUCUUCAUUAAUCACUAAUGAACUUUAGUUGGUAUCAAGUAUCUGAGUAAUACUUUUGCCUCUGAGAUUUUCUUUUCUUCUCCAUUCCUACAAAAGGCCUAUGUCACUUGAUCUUCUUUCACGAUGAUUUUCAAACAUCAUUAGAAGCUGUGUAAUGCUUUUUAAAGUGUUAGACGAUGUAUCAUCUUUCUCCGACGAAACAGCAAGUACCUUGCAAAAAAUUAAUGCUUUCCCCAUGUUUUCAUUUUGAAAUUUUGUUCCUGAGCUUGAAAUUCGCAAGGUUCCUAUUUAAAAUAGUGAUAAUUGUUUUUGGUAUAAUACCGUAUUCAUUAAGUGUAAAAGAAGUGCUUCCUCCUUUCAAUUUUAUUUGUUUAUCAUUAUGAAAAUUGGGGUUAAUUUUUACUACACUCACAGCCAAAAUUGAAAAAGACAGUGGAUGCUGAAGUUAGAUCAUUUAUUCUGUCAUCAUCUGCAUGACAUCUCCUGUGGCACUGCUAUGUUUAUAGUCUGGUCUUAUUUUAUUAGUUCUACACUGUUAUAUCAACAAGUUGUAAAUAGUAGCACUUUUUGCCCUGCUAUAUAUUUUUAUAACUGAAUUCUUGGGUUUAUUCUUUAUAUAUUGUUCACCAACACAUAAAUUUUCCCCACGGUAGGUUGAAACACCUAAUAUUAUCAUAUAUGUCCCGGAUUUUCCAUAUUACCCAUAUUAUUUUUUAAACGACUAAUUAAAUUUACUUAGCUUCGCUUCUUAAUUUCACCAAAUUCGUCCGUCAGAAUCGAGGCAUAUCUUUUCAUGUCGACCAUUUGAUGUUUGUCUUUAAAAAUAUAGAAAAAGUUUUGGAUGGUGACAUUUCAAUAUAGCAGUCCAACAAAGGAGGUUCAUACCCUUCAAUAUAUCUUGUUUCAAACACAUUAUUUGUUCAUAUUAUUUAACUUAGUUUCUUCUGUUAAGCUACAUUCUUUUAUUUCUUGUUUUGAGUAUAACCUAACAAGUCUGGUUUAUUUGAUACUUAUUGGCUACUUAUUUUAUCCUCCAUUAUCUAUAUUUUGGUAAUAUGUAUGUAUAUAUAGAUUUGGGGUAUCGUAUACACUGCGACCCAAAGGAUCUAUUGAGUCCCCAUUUUAAAAAGUCUAGAAUGUGGGAUGGUUUCCUCUUAUUUUAUUUCUUGGUAAUAAUUUUUUACAAUAAUUCUUGUAUGAAGAACAAAAACUCUACAAGCCGAUUAUUUUUCUGUACGGUUCAAUGGAAUGUAAUUUAUAUCCUCAUUUUUUGUGCCGGCAGCAAGAACUAACCCGGCAACUGCUGUCGGGUUAGUCCUCCAGUCCUCGCUUUGAAACUAUCUAAAAUUAUUCAUUUGAACCUACAGAAAAAUAUGUUUCUGGGGGGGGGGCAGAUAUAUCGAGGGUGACUUUUUGAUAGUGGAACUGAAAGAGUUAAAAGAAACAUCAUUAUGGAAAGCUAUGUUUGCUAUGCAAAUAUCACUAAAAAACGAAUGUUGAUAUGACGAAGAAUUGUUUUUGUUUUCAAUUUUACUAUAAAAUGUUUUGAUGAAAACUAAAGAUGUGUUACUAUUAUAUAAUAGUUGAAUAAAUUUUAUUUUUAUAAGUUUUUCAAAUAAAUGUAUAAAAACUGUAA